Messenger RNA from Pogonomyrmex barbatus (red harvester ant), 1510 nucleotides. RefSeq names its product endoplasmic reticulum protein 29-like protein wbl (gene wbl). Lineage: Eukaryota; Metazoa; Arthropoda; Insecta; Hymenoptera; Formicidae. Gene Ontology annotation, cellular component: endoplasmic reticulum lumen; endoplasmic reticulum. The record is from RefSeq and is a predicted model, not a curated record. Gene Ontology annotation, biological process: protein secretion.
AUUCUAGCAUAUUCACAUAAGUCAUGUAGCAAAUGCGAAUAGGAAGAAUAGAGAAUGGAAAAAAUUAAAAAUUUUUUUAAAGGCGAACAGCUGACAUCAUGACAAUACAAAUAAAAAAACUAAGAAUAGAAAAAGUCGAUUUGUAUGUGCAAAAUAUAUUCUCAUAAGAACACAAACUUUCUACAUUGUUCGAGUCUCUCGAUGCUCGGUAUUCGAUGCGUUACGAGUAACUACGAAUAUCUACGAGCUUGUCUCGUUUGAUUUCGUUAUUGGGACCGGAACGAAGCCGGUUCGUUGAACCAAUACGUUGUUGGCGCGUGGAGAUCUGCAUGUGUUAUUUGCAGGCUACGAAGAUACGAAGUGUCUAGUUUCGCAGAAUAAACGGACGAAAUAAUUGAGUAAUUAAUUUGAUAGACAGGAAAAUAUACAGACAGGUGCAUCAACGUCGUAAUUCUUACCAUUGCGUAUCAUGAUUCGGUCCGAUUUUAUUCUCGUCCUCGUUAUUGCAUUGGUUUUACAUAUUACCGUCGGCGAUGAUUGCAAGGGAUGUGUACCUUUGGAUUCUUAUUCAUUCGACAAGGUCAUUCCCAGGUUCAAGGCGGUACUUGUUAAAUUUGAUGUCGCAUUUCCAUAUGGUGGCAAACACGAGCAAUAUGCAACUGUAGCAGCCGAUACUAAGGAUUCACAGGAUCUUUUGAUAGCCACAGUAGGUGUCAAAGAUUUUGGCAAUAAGGAUAAUUCUGAUCUAGCGCAACGCUACAGCAUCAAAAAGGAUGACUUCCCAGUAGUAUUAUUAUUCGUACAAGGCAAAUCAGAACCAAUCAGAUUCAUUCCCGAGAGAGAUUCUGAUUUUACGGGUGAAUACUUGAAACGAUUUAUCAGAUCUAAAUCCAGAGUGUACCUGGGCUUAUCGGGAUGCGUAGAACGAUUGGAUAAGCUAGCCGAAGAAUUCAAAGCCGCGGGAGGGCAAAAAAGACAGGAGAUAUUGAAGAAGGCAAGAAUUUUUGAAGAGACUCUACCAGAAGAGCAGCGAGAGGCAGCAAGAAUUUAUGUAAAAACUAUGGAGAAGAUCUUGGAGCGGGGAGAUAUAUUUGUACAAACAGAAGAAACGCGAGUACAAGGACUUCUUUAUAGAGGAAAAUUGUCUGCAAAAAAACGUACGAUGGAAGAGAGACGAAAUAUCUUGCAAUCUUUUUCAGCAAGAGAUGAACUAUAGAGAAUUUGAAUUAUUAAUAACAGCCUAAGUAACAUCUACAAAAUUUUAGUCCGAGAGUCGAUUAUUACGCUCUCUUUUGAAUUAUUUUGUACACUCAAUUUUAAAUUUUAUAUAAAUGGCGAUAGGGAUAACAUCUGUACGAGAUAUAUUAAAUGUUCUAUUUACAAAGUAUCACAAUACUUUAAUUACUUUACAUUCCUUAAUCUAUCUUAAUUUUUUUGUAACGUGCUUUAUUCUUAUUCUGUAUGUAAAUUACUAAAUGUAAUGUUGUUUGUGUGCUAUUUAAUACAAGGA